CUGCUGCUGCUGCUACCAGCACUACUGCUACUGCUGCUGCUGCUGCUGCUGCUACUGCUGCUGUGACUGCAGCUCAAUACCUCAGCGCCUGCCCGGGUCCAGGACCCCACCACUAUACUGCUGAGAGAGAGAGAGAGAGGAGCGACCAGCUGGCCCGGCUGCUACUGUUUACCACCUCGACCGCUGCUGCUGUUGUUGUUGUUGUUGUUGUUGUGAGGAGAGGCCUGUGUCCUACGAAGACCCCACUGAUUGAGAGACCAGUCGCACCUGGGACCGCUGAGCCGCCCGUGGGGGGUUAUGGCAGUGCGGGCAGAGCGGGCGCUACGGGCCCCAGGCCUGUGCCCUCUGGCACUGGCUCCGCCGCUGGUGGCGUUGGUGGCAGCACUGCUGGUGUGCCAGGCGGCGCCGGCCCAGAGCGCGUGCCCGCCGGGCUGCAACUGCUUCUUCUCCUGGCUGCACUGCCUGGACGGCCGUGCCGGCCUCAGCAACAUCCCGGCCCUGGUGCUGCAGGAGAGCGAGAACGUCACCGAAAUAGUCAUUGAAAAAGAGCCCGAUCUGAAAAAUAUCACAGAAAUAGAUCUCGCCAACUACAGGGAGCUGAAGAAUCUGACGGUGACAUUUUGUGGGUUGGAAUACAUCUCUGUCAAUGCUUUUCAGCACAACCUCAAGCUCCAGUCUGUGAAUCUGGCUUCAAAUGAGCUCAGGCACAUCAGCUGGAAGGUCUUCCACCAUCUUCCCCUUCUGAAUCUGGCUUUAAGUUACAACCCACUGGAUUGUUCAUGCGACCACCACUGGCUCCAGCAGUGGCUACUGGGUGGACGCAGUGAUCUUGACAGUCAGCCUGUGACCUGUGUGUCCAAUGGGACUUUUAUUCCACUGGAGUCCCUGGUCAUAGAUAACUGCAGUGUUCCCGAAGUGGCCAUCCAUGCGACCAGAACGAAAGUGCAGGAGGGAGGGAACCUGACGUUUGUUUGCGAGGUGAUCGGUGUGCCCACGCCCUCCGUCAGGUGGAACACGGCGCAGCUUCACUCACACUACACCUGGGAGAGGAGACUGUGGGGCUACACACAAGAGCUGGUCCUCCACCUGGUGAACGUGUCUUCUUAUGACAACCUCCAUAACCUCACCUGUGAAGCAGAGAACAGGGCAGGGCCGGGCAAGGCCAUGGUGCCUCUGGAUAUUGAAUUUGCAGUGAGAAUCCUAUUUCUCCGUGACCCCGAGCAGCAGCAUCACUGGUGCAUCCCGUUCGCGGUGGACGGGAACCCGGCGCCCUACAUCCGCUGGCAGUACAACGGCACCGACCUGAACGAGAGCCGGUACACCUACACGCAGCUCAUCCCCGACUCCGAGGACGGCUCCAUCCUGCACGGCUGCCUCUUCCUCAACAAGCCCACCCACCUAAACAACGGCUACUACACCCUGAUCGUGAACAACACCCUGGGAGCGGACAAUGCCACGACCUUGGGGAAGUUUAUGGAUAACCCUUUCAUGGAUAAUCCAGAGGGUAUCAUUGUUGUCCAACCUGAAGAACCAACCCCAACCAACCAAUCACAAGAUCAAGUGACAGAGAACUUGGAGAGCAGAGUUUUGGGGCAGGUAUCUCUAGCGGUCGGACUGGCUGUGUUUACUUGCACUUUCCUCCUGAUCAUGGUGCUGGUCAUUCAGAAGUGUGGCCAACACUCCAAGUUCGGCAUCCACCGUUCAUCGGUUCUAGGGACAGAGGACGACCUUGCGGUAUCUCUGCGUUUCAUGAAUUUUGGGGCCAGCCCCCCUUCUUCAGACGAGGGGACACUGGACUCUGGCCUGUCCAGCUUCGUAGAAAACCCUCAGUAUUUCUGUGGAAUUAUCAAGGAGAAAGAUAUGUGUGUGCAGAACAUAAAACGGCAGGACAUCGUGCUAAAGUGGGAACUCGGCGAGGGAGCAUUUGGAAAGGUCUACUUGGCAGAGUGUGCCAACCUAAGCCCUGACAAUGACAAGAUGUUGGUAGCCAUAAAGACUCUGAAGGAUGCUAACGAAUCAACGCGACAGGACUUCCAGCGAGAGGCCGAACUGUUGACAGUGUUGCAGCACGAGCACAUUGUGCGCUUCUACGGCGUGUGUACCGACGGCGAGCCCCUGGCCAUGGUCUUUGAGUACAUGAGACACGGGGACCUCAACCGCUUCCUUAGGGCCCACGGCCCCGACGCGCGGAUCCUCGAUGAGGUGAAGAUACCCCCGCUGGGCCAACUGACCCUUCCACAGAUGCUCCACAUCGCUGCCCAGAUCGCCUCGGGCAUGGUCUACCUGGCAUCCUUACACUUUGUCCACAGAGACCUGGCCACUAGGAACUGUCUAGUGGGAGAGGGCCUGGUGGUGAAGAUCGGGGACUUUGGGAUGUCAAGAGACAUCUACAGCACAGACUACUACAGAGUUGGCGGGCGCACCAUGCUGCCCAUUCGCUGGAUGCCUCCGGAGAGCAUCAUGUACAGGAAGUUCACCACGGAGAGUGACAUCUGGAGCUUUGGAGUGGUCCUGUGGGAAAUCUUCACCUAUGGAAAACAGCCGUGGUAUCAGCUCUCCAACAGCGAGGCGAUCGAGUGCAUCACCCAGGGCCGCGAGCUGGAGAGGCCGCGCACGUGUCCGAAGGAGGUGCACCAGCUGAUGCAGGGCUGCUGGCAGAGAGAACCCCAGCAGCGGCUGGUCAUCAAGGACAUCUACAGCCGCCUGGUGGCCCUCGUCAAAAACCCCCCUGUCUACCUGGACAUCCUGGAGUAGCGCGCGCUCCAUUGUUGGGAGAUAGAGAUGGGGGAAUAGGGAAUCGGAGGAGUGGGUUUGGAGAAGGAGAGAGAGCUGGACCAGAGGAGAAUGAAAACGGCUGAAGUGGAGCGCAGGAUCUUGUCGUUUGUAUAUCAGCCACCGUCAAAGAAACUCGAGACUGUUGAGUGUGUGUGUGUGUGUGUGUGUGUGUGUGUGUGUGUGUGUGUGUGUGUGUGUGUGUGUGUGUGUGUGUGUGUGUGCGUGUCACAACUCUGGUCGCAAAUAUGCCGUGCUGCUUUGGCUCUGCUGUUCCCAACCUUGUGUAAGCUGCCGGGAAAAGAUCGAGAAAGACCUGUCGGGUUUGUUAUGACAGAGGAUUAGAUAUUUACAUGAAGAACGAUCCAAAAUAUCUACGUGAGUUAGGAGGACAGACUGUCUGGUGAGGACCCACCCAGAGAUCAAUUUCAAAUUGGUUGCCAUCAAUGAUAAAGUCUUUUGUGAAUGUUACUCUUUAAAAGGUAAUCUUUCCCAAUUAAAUUAUUUGAGGAUUUGUAAAAAAAGAAAAAAAAGAAAACAAGUGUCUGACAUGAAAGAAUGAAAAAUUGCCUAACUAUUAUGAUGUAAAUGUCAGUUUCCCCACUGGGGGGGAAUUAUGAAAAUUAUGAGUCAGUGUUUUACAUAUUGUGCCAAGCUGUUUGCACAAACCAAAGUCUUUUUCCCAUUUGCUAUGUUUGUCUUGCAAUUGUGGAUAACCAUACAUUAGUAAUAUGUACAUGUGACCGUUAAGUAAUUGCAUGUAUUGAACAUUUCUUUUGUUUGUUUCAUAAGCUCCCCGCUCUCAAGUUCUUCCUUGGCAUCAGUCACAGUUAGAGACCACUCCCUGUUGUUUUUUAAAAUUGCUUUCAUUAUAUGCUGAAUCAUCUAAACCUCUCCACAAUAGAAAAGGCUGCAGCAAUAACAGAUUGCAGUGAAGCAUCCUGAUUCUGCAAAAGACACACAGACACACAAAAAAAAGGAUCUUCAGUGUACACUCAAGUCCCUUACUGUUCCUGUGCCAUGCCUUGAAUCAUUGUUCUGUUUCUUUGAGCUGCUUUGCACUCCAAAUUCCAAACCUCAAAAUGCACUGUACCUUAUGUUUUGUACCAUUAAGUUUACACUGGUCGUGUGAAUAUUUAUUUAUUUUCUUUUGGAGACACUAGAUACAAUGGCAUAACAAAAACAUAGGAGACUGCCAAUCAAUGCCAAUGCAAAUAAAUAUUCACAUUUUGAAUGUUCAGUAAAGGUUUAGAUUAUAGACUACUCCUGGAAUGAAAAACUAUAUUAUAUUAUAUUUAUAUUUGAUCUAAACAAUGUUUUUACCCUUUGGGAUCGAAAUGAAGAAUAGAUAAGAAUUGGAAUCGAUAGAAGUUGGUAUUGAUAAGCAGAAUUGGAAUCGGAAUCAGCAUCAAUACAAUACAAUACAUGUCAAUACCCAACCCAACCCUACACACGGUGAGAGGAUUUUAUUUCCAGUUGUCAAAAGUGGUGGAGAUAGAUACAUACAUGCGUAAAUGAUGCAUCCAUGAUGCUUAGGCCCUUUCCUGCAGCACAGGGCAGGCGAACUUAGGGAGGAGGACUCUAUUUUCACUAUGGGGACACUGGGGACUGGGCCGCCUCAUAGGGACAGCAGGGGCAUACAUUACAUUACACCCAUGACUAGAUAACCAUGAGUGCUGCAGGCUACUCAAAUGCAUUAUAACAUGCACAAUAUUGCUACACGUUCUUAAAGUAUACAUGUUUUUUUUUCAUUUUUUUUUUAUUUGAUCUAACUUCAUUUGUUAUAUCAGUCUUUCAUUUCUGUCAGUGCAUAGUGUUCUGACGACGCCUGAUGGCCUUGAAGUGAAUAUUCAUCUGAGCAGGUUUCUCACCACAGCAGUUGGCAUUCGCCAGUAUCAUUCGUAAAUACUCAACAAUUGUUUUGUGUGAGGCAACAUGCCGUUAAGGAAACGAGUUGCGAAAUGAACAUUUUGUCAAGGCAACAGUCAAAUAUUGUGUACAUAUGUACAAUUACUUAAAAAUUAAUUUUCUAAAUGUAGCCAAACUCUCAAUACUGUUUACACGUGCGUCUCCUUUUGGGAUCCUUUUGUUUUUGCAUCUUUCUUCCAUUUUGUCUUUUAACCAGCUUGUGAUCCAUUUGUAAUUACUGUAUAAUAGACCCUGUUAUUUGAAUAAAUGUUUCCUCAAGUGAA
Messenger RNA from Sardina pilchardus (European sardine), 4964 nucleotides. It is a transcript of the gene ntrk1, whose product is annotated as neurotrophic tyrosine kinase, receptor, type 1. Bases 298 to 2754 code for a protein of 818 amino acids. Gene Ontology annotation, molecular function: neurotrophin binding; neurotrophin receptor activity; ATP binding. The transcript has 17 exons. Gene Ontology annotation, cellular component: axon; signaling receptor complex; plasma membrane. Gene Ontology annotation, biological process: cellular response to nerve growth factor stimulus; positive regulation of kinase activity; cell surface receptor protein tyrosine kinase signaling pathway. NCBI's taxonomy places the organism in Eukaryota, Metazoa, Chordata, Actinopteri, Clupeiformes, Clupeidae. The record is from RefSeq and is a predicted model, not a curated record.